UGCCGGCGCGGGCGCGGAGCGGGCGGAAGAGGCGGGGCGAGCUGUGGCGGCAGCGGCGGCAGCGGCGGCAGCGGCGGCAGCGGCAUGAACGCGCCUCCGGCCUUCGAGUCCUUCCUCCUCUUCGAGGGCGAGAAGAAGAUCUCCAUCAAUAAGGACACGAAGGUGCCUAACGCCUGCCUGUUCACCAUCAACAAGGAGGACCACACGCUGGGGAACAUCAUCAAGUCGCAGUUACUGAAGGACCCCCAGGUGUUGUUUGCAGGGUACAAGGUCCCACACCCGCUGGAACACAAGAUCAUCAUCCGUGUCCAAACCACCCCUGACUACAGCCCUCAGGAGGCAUUCACCAACGCCAUCACGGAUCUGAUCAGUGAGCUCUCCCUCCUGGAGGAGAGGUUCAGGGUUGCCAUUAAAGACAAACAAGAAGGAAUCGAGUAAAAUCACCCUGCUUAGAGCAGGCUGUACUUCCGAGGCAGAACCACGUGGCUGUUUGUUAGAUGAAUCCUGGAUUCAAACCCCCAUUCAUGGCCUAUAUUUUCCCCCCUUGUCCCACGUAUGUUUAAUUUUGGACAGUAGCACUGAUGUUUUGAGUUUGUUUUUUGUGUUAUACUUUGCCAGGAGGAAAACUGUCGUGUCUGAGCUGAUGGAUAAGGCAUUAAAAUGAUGUCUGCUUUCCUAAUCGGAGCCUUCAUGCAAAUAUUUGUUGGUGAGGUUGGUGUGAGUGUUCUCCCACAGGAGACGCUGCUGUGUGACAGCGGUGGAUGAACUCUCUGCUUUUCCUUUCCAAGAAGUCGAGGCACUGCCAGCUCAACUAGGGUUUUGUUUUAUUAAGUGUCGUUUCUAUAUAAAACAAAUGCACCAAUUGUGGAAAACUUACAGUAAAAGAAAGCAGGUGUUUACAAUGA
Strigops habroptila (Kakapo) is the source of this 905-nucleotide messenger RNA. RefSeq names its product DNA-directed RNA polymerase II subunit RPB11-a. Gene Ontology annotation, molecular function: protein dimerization activity; DNA binding. The record is from RefSeq and is a predicted model, not a curated record. The transcript has 4 exons. Bases 85 to 438 code for a protein of 117 amino acids. Gene Ontology annotation, cellular component: RNA polymerase II, core complex. Gene Ontology annotation, biological process: transcription by RNA polymerase II. NCBI's taxonomy places the organism in Eukaryota, Metazoa, Chordata, Aves, Psittaciformes, Psittacidae.